AAUUUUUGCACUUUCAGUGGGCAUGUGGAGCUUCACAAAUACAGAUACCUUUAUUUUAUGGUUGUUUUUACCGUAUAUAUUCUAAUAAUGUGCAGUAAUUCUACUAUUGUGUACCUGAUCUGGAACCACAGUGAUCUCCAUGAGCCUAUGUACAUUUUCAUUGCAGCCUUGUUACUGAACUCUGUUCUUUUCAGCACUAAUAUUUACCCAAAGCUGUUGAUCGACUUUUUAUCUGAAAAACAGAUCAUAUCUUAUCGAGCCUGUCUUGUUCAGUUUUACAUGUUUUAUGUUUUUGCUUAUUCAGAGUUCUUACUGUUGGCAGCCAUGGCCUAUGAUAGAUAUGUGUCUAUAUGUAAACCUCUGCAAUAUUCUACUAUCAUGAGAAAAAAAACUGUUGUUAUCUUUCUGGCUUUAUCAUGGCUGUUACUGGCAUGUUAUCGUGUGGGAUCAGUAACUCUGACCGCUAAUCAAAAGUUCUGUAGCUUUACUCUUGAAAUGAUUUUUUGCAAUAACUCAAUUUUCAAACUUUUUUGUGUGCCCUCAAGUGCAGUGUCUUUAUAUGGUGUGUUGUAUUUCCUAUGGUGUGUUAUUUUUCCUCUGUUGUUCAUACUUUUCACAUACAACAGGAUAUUUAUAAUAUGUUACCACAACAGUGGAGAAGUCAGGAGCAAAGCUGCACAGACCUGUUUUCCUCACCUGCUGGUGUUAAUCAACUAUUUCUAUUUGUUAGUAUGUGGUCUUAUUACAGCUCGAAUCGAAUCUGAUAUUUCAAACACUGCACGUAUAGUAAUGAAUUUACAAAUCAUUUUGUAUAAUCCUCUUUUUAACCCAGUUAUAUAUGGACUAAAAAUGAAAGAAAUUCAUAAACACCUCAGCAGGUUAUUACGUCUAUGUAAAAUGAACUGA
Molecule: messenger RNA, 906 nt
Organism: Monopterus albus (swamp eel)
Lineage: Eukaryota; Metazoa; Chordata; Actinopteri; Synbranchiformes; Synbranchidae
Product: olfactory receptor 5AC2-like
Exons: 1
Biological process (GO): detection of chemical stimulus involved in sensory perception of smell; G protein-coupled receptor signaling pathway
Cellular component (GO): membrane
Molecular function (GO): olfactory receptor activity; G protein-coupled receptor activity; odorant binding
Source: RefSeq, a predicted model, not a curated record